Messenger RNA from Triticum turgidum subsp. durum (durum wheat), 2460 nucleotides. Lineage: Eukaryota; Viridiplantae; Streptophyta; Magnoliopsida; Poales; Poaceae. The record is from the annotation of a GenBank genome assembly.
AUGGAGGUGCCGGGCUUCGCCGAUUCUCCGUGCCGCCCGAGGAGCGCGCGGUACGCGGUGAAGGGGUACCCCAACUACGCGGAGGAGCCCGACUUCUGCGGCCCCGCCACGCCGUGCCGUCCGCGGACCGCGCGGCAUGCCCGGAAGGGGUGCCUCGACUACGCCGUGCCGCCCGAUGCCCGCGCCGUCCACGCGCCGUGCCGCCCACGGAGCGCACGGGACGCCGACAAGGGGUGCCUCGACUACGCCGAGCUGCCCGACGUCCGCGCCUCCACCGCGCCGUGCCGUCCACGGAGCGCGCGGUAUGCCGAGAAGGGGUACCCCGACUACGCCGAGCCCGAUGACUUCACCGACCCCGCGCCGCGCCGCCCACGGAGCGCGCCGCACACCGAGAAGGGGUGCCCGGACGACGCAGGGUCCGUCGGGCGCCUCGGGCACAAGAGGGACGAGGGAGGCGUCCCGGUAAAGAAGCCGGUGCUGCAUUACGUAAGGAGGAAGCAGAGGGAGGCUGCCAAGGCCGCGGAGACGGCGGUGGACAUGCUCGUUCCGUUGCUCCAGGGCAUGGAGGUGGAGUCCGACGCGGUGGCGCUGGACGGGAGAAAGAGGCGCAGGACGGUCACCGCGCCCAUGGCAACGGCGAUGACUGCAUGCGAGGUUUUGGCGCUGCCCAAGGACAACGAGGAGGUGGCGCCCGUGGAUGGUGGGGCCGAUGAGCAUGGCGGUGGCGGCAAGAGCUGGAGGUUGCGUGUGAAGGAAACGCUGCGGGCUUUCAGCAGUAAUUACCUUCACUUUGUGCAGGAGGAACAGCAAAGGGAGCAGGCUGUAAGGCAAGAGCUGAAGGCCUCCAGGGCUCUCAAGCGUCAGACUAACAACCAAGAUGACGAAGAUUUUGAAGAAGUCAAACGGCCAUCAAAGCGCCCUGAUCUGAAAGCAUUAACAAAGAUGCAAGCGACCAAUGCCGUACUUUAUCCAGAGAAGAGGAUAGGGCAUCUUCCUGGGGUUGAUGUUGGAGAUCAAUUCUACUCACGUGCUGAGAUGGUUGUGCUAGGCAUACAUGGCCAUUGGAUGAAGGGUAUAGAUUAUAUUGGUUCAAAACAUCAAGAUAAGCCAGGGUAUCAAGAUUUAAUUUUCCCUCUUGCCACCUGCAUUGUAAUGUCGGGGGCAUAUGAAGAUGAUUUUGACAAAGCUGACGAAAUUAUUUACACUGGCGAAGGAGGGAACAAUUUGCUUGGCAACGGUCACCAGAAAACUGAACAAACGUUGCUUCGGGGAAACUUGGCACUGAAGAAUAGCAAGGAUAAUGGCAACCCUAUACGGGUUAUUCGUGGGCAUAUAGAAAAGAACAGCUACACUGGAAAAGUGUACACCUAUGAUGGAUUGUACAAGGUAGUGGAUUGCUUGUCAGAGAAAGGAGUGCGCGGGCAUUUGGUUUUCAAAUUCAGAUUGAAGCGUCUUGAAGGUCAACCACCUUUGACAACUUCCAGGGUGCUGUUUAAUCGUGGAGAUGUUCACAUGCCAAUUUCUGAAUUACCUGGGUUGGUUUGUCGGGACAUCUCUUAUGGGCAGGAGAACAUUCCAAUUCCUGCUACAAAUUUAGUUGAUGAUCCUCCUGUUCCUCCAUCUGGCUUUGUGUACUCUAAGUCACUGCAGAUUCCAGAAUAUAUCAAGAUGCCAGCUGACAGUAUGGGUUGCAAUUGCAAAGGAGAUUGUUCUAGCUCUACACACUGUUUGUGUGCUGAUCGCAAUGGCUCUGAUCUACCAUAUGUGUCCACACAAAAGAAAGUGCGUGCUAAGCAUCUGGAUUCUACACAUAAGAAUGUUGGAAGGUUGGUGGAGCCCAAAGCAGUUGUGUUUGAGUGUGGUGCUAAUUGUAGCUGCCACUGCAGCUGUGUAAAUAGAACAUCCCAGCAAGGAUUGCAAUACCGCCUAGAGGUGUUCAAGACUGAGUUAAAAGGUUGGAGUGUAAGAACGUGGGACACUAUUCUUCCUGGGGCACUCAUCUGUGAAUACACUGGGGUACUGAGGAGAAACGCUGAAGUUGAAGGUUUGCUGGACAACAACUACAUAUUUGAUAUAGACUGUCUUCAGACCAUUAAAGGCCUGGAUGGGAGGAAGCAAAGGUCUGGCUCAGAACUGCAUAUGGCAUCUCUUCAAGACGAGCAUGACUUGGAGGCUUCUCAAGCCCCAGAGUAUUGCAUUGAUGCUGGUUCCAUUGGCAACAUUGCGAGGUUCAUAAAUCAUAGCUGCCAACCGAACCUUUUCAUCCAGUGCGUAUUGAGCUCACAUAGAGAUAUCAAGCUAGCAAAAAUCAUGCUUGUUGCAGCUGAUACCAUACCACCUCUUCAGGAACUCUCGUAUGACUACGGGUAUGGAAUGGACAGUGUCAUUGAUCCAGAUGGCAAUGUUGUCAAGUUAGCUUGCCAUUGUGGUGCCUCUGACUGCCGAAAGUGGCUCUAUUAG